CUCGAUAACAUCAUUUGAGCAUUCACGAAGAAAUGAAAGGUCGAGCCCGCAACCACGCUUAGACGUGCUUUUACUGACACAAAUGUCAAACAACAAUACUUCUUGGGGCUCGGGGCAGCCAGUCGGGCUGCCCCCUGUCGCGGGAGCGAGCAAGGAGGGCGACGAGCAGCGCGGGGUUGCCAAAAUCAAGCCUAUUCCACUACUUCUGUCAACUCGUGCGCCUAUACUACAAACCGCUGGCAUGAUCCAGGCCAACGCGGCACCCUCAGCCGUGGCUCGCGGCGCCGGCCGCCCCUCCACCAGCCAGCAGCCCUACCACCCCGGCGCAACCGCCACCGGCAGCGGCGGCGGAGCCGCGCCCGCUCUCGGUUUCGGCGACGCCGGCGCUGGGCCCGGCAGCCCGGGUGGCGGCGCGGCCUACCGCAACACCAAGUUCACUCGCAUUAAGGGCUUCCAGCCCGCGGGCGGCAGCGGCGGCGGCCUGGCGCUGGAGGGCAGCGGCGUGCAACUGCUGGGACAACAGGGGCAGCAGCAGCUGGGGCAGCAGGGGCAACAUGGGCAACAUGGGCAGCAGGGGCUGGCAGGCGACGCGCAGCAGUGGGGCUCGCGCCGCGGCUUGGGGGCCUCUGGCCCGGUGCGCAGCCUGUCUCGUGGCGGACAGGAGGCGGCGUUCUCGGACCACAACUCCGGGCCGUCGGUGCGCGCGUCCAGCGCGGCCGGCGCCGCCAGCACCGUCGGCCCCGGCGCCGCCCGUCCCGACACGGCGGGCCCGCUGGACCCACUGUCCGCGACCUACCCGGCAGCUGGGGCGGGGGGCCGCGGCGGCGCCGGCCUGGUGCCGCCCGCGCCCAUCAACCCGCCGCUGCCGGGCCCGCCCGCCAUGGCGUGGGCCGCCCCGCAGCAGCAGCAGCAGCAGCAGGGCGGCGGCGGUGGGGGCAUGUUUCCGGAGCCAACCGUGAACCCGCACGCGCACCCGCUGGCGCCGUCAUCGGACGCGGGCGGCUCAUUGGGCAUGGGUGGUGGCAUGGACACGACCUCUUCACUGGGCGCGUACCCGCCCGAUCCAGACAUGGUGAUGGGAGGCGGCGGCGGCGGCGCCUUUGGGUUCGCCUCCGGGAACGCUGCCGCCGCCGCGGCCGCGGGCGGCUCGGGCACUCCAAACAUGGGCGGCUUCCCAGGCCACAUGCUCUCGCAGCAACAGGCGCAGCCGCACCAGCAGCAGCAGCAGAUGCAGAUGCAGAUGCAGAUGAUGCAGAUGCAGCAGGGUGGCGCGGGUGCGGGUGCGGGUGCCUCGCAGGCGCAGCUGCUGCAGCGGUUGUACCGCACCAACCUCACGCCGCAGCCCCAGUCCGCAGCCCCGGGGCAGCUGCCGCCGCACCCCGACUUCCCGCCCGCGCCCCCCGGCGCAGCCGCCGCGGCCUCGCCCUACAAUGCCGAGUCCCCCAGCCCGCCGCCCACAGCCGGCCGACACAUGCCCGGCGCGCCCUCCAUCAGUGGCAUGGCCUCCCUGGUCCUCGGCGCCUCCCGCCCCACCACCACAACCAACGUCAACGGUGCCAACGGUGCUAACGGUGCCAACGGCUACGGCAUGAGCCCGCCAAUGACAGCUGGCAGCGGCGGCAGUCGGCCGCGCACGCGUGGCGCCUCUGCGGGCACGCUGGCCGACCUGAGUGCGGCGCUGCAGAAGAGCAUCGCCGCGGGCAUGGGCGAGUGGGACCUGACGGCGGACGGGCUGUGGGGCCACCCGGAGGUGCAGGAGCGGCUGCUGCGGGGGCCGCUGGGGCCAGAGGUGCUCAAGCACCGGUACCGCAUGGAGGAGCGGGACAUCAUCGCGCUGUACCGCCUGCUGUACUCGUACUCGGUCGGCUUCUUCACGGACGUACAGUCGCUGGUGGAGGGAUCCGUCAUGACCGCGCCGCGCGGCGUGGCCGGCGGCGGCGGCGCCGCCGCCGCGCUCAGCGGCCUCCGGCAGGAGCUGCUGGAGAACGUGUUUCGCGCGUACGCGUCGUUGUGGGAUGAGGCGUUGAUGAUUGUGUUUGACAGCGAGAUGGCGGCUGUGCUGGCGGAGAAGACGGCGGCGCUGCAGGCGCUGGAUGCGGGCGUGGUGGAGCUGGAGGCGUUGAGGCAGGAGAAUGAGCAGCUGCAGGCCCGGCUGGCCGACUUCGUGACACAGAACAUCGACAACAUGCUGGCGACGCGGCACAUGAAGCACGCCACCAACGCCAUGGAGGGGCAGCUGCACAGCCUGUCCGCCGCCAACGACCAGCUGGUCACGCACAUGGCGGGGCACGCAGUGCAGGUGACCACUCUGGAGCGGCAGUUGGAUGCGGCGCGCGCCGCCACCCGCGCGGCCGAGGCCCGGGCGGCCGCCGCCGAGAGCCACGUGGUGACGCUCAAGGGCGUCGUGGGCGACCAGAACGCCACACUCAGCGGCCAGUUCUUCCAGAUUAAGGAGCUGGAGAAGGCGAACGCUGAGCUGCAGGAGUCGCUGCGCCAGAUGCACCGCCGCCGCGCCGCCGCGCUCGCCAGCCUAGGCGGCGGGGCGGGUGGCGGCGCCACGCCAGAGCCCUCCGACGGCGGCGCCGCCGCCGGCCUCCUCACCGACGGCGACGAUGCUGACGGCGGCAGUGCUGGCGGCGGCCGCGGCCGCGGCGGCGCGGUGCCAGAUGUGGCCAUGUUGAAUGCGGAUGAGUUGGAGCGGCUGCUGGCGGAUAAGAGCCGCGCAUUUGCGCUGCUGCAUGCGGACUUUGUGGUCAAGAUGCACGAGCUGGACGACCAGCGCUCCAUCACCGCCGGCCUGCGUGAGGACAUCCGGCGGCUGCAGUCUGACGUGGCGGCGGCGGAGGGCCGAGCCACCGACAGCGCCCGUGUGGCGGACCGCUACAAGAGCCGCUGGGAGGGCGGCCGCAUGGCCAUGGAGGACCUGGAGGGGCAGAACAGGAGGCUGACCUCCAAGAACGCCGACCUGGUCCGCUCCUACUGGCCGCUCAUGACCCGACUUAAGGAGGCGGAGGCGGACGCCGCGGCGGCGAGGCAGCAGGCGGCGGAGGACCGGGCGGCGGUGGAGGCGGCGGCGGCGGAGGCGGCGGCGCUGCGGCAGGCCAAUGAGGCCAUGGAGGCGCUGGCGGCGGAGAACCGCGCGAUGCGGGAGGAGCAGGAGAGCCACGAGCUGGAGGUCCCCGCCGACCUCCUGGCCAUGCUGUCCGCCGGCCAGGCCGCCUCCCUGCGCCGCUUCGCGCGCUGCUGCCACCGCCGCGUGGCGCACCUCAACCAACAGGUGGUUGGUCUGGUGGACCAGCUAACCGCCGCCCGAUUCCAGAUCAUGAACCUAACCAACGGUAACGGCUCGCCCUCGGGCGCGGCAGCGCCGCCUCUGCGCCCCAACCCCUUCACCUCCGCCACGACAACCGCCACCGCCACCGCAACAGCAACACCACCUGCGUCGCUCGCCGGCCCGCCCACGCCGAGUGGCGGCAGCUUUGUCGGCGGCUUUGGCGGUCUGGGCUCCGCCCCCGGCUCGCCGACACGCUUGGGCCUGGGCGGCGGCGGCUCCGCCGCCUCCACGGCUGCUGGCGGCUUCCUGGGCUUCGCCUCGUUGCCGCCAGAGGAGGAGCUGCAGAGGCUGCGGGCGGCGCUGGCGGGCCGGGACCGCUGGAUCAACGUGCUGUGCCGCGGCAUGACGCAGGUGGUGGGCAUCAUGGAGUCGCUCAUGUCAAAGGACGGCGACUCCUGUGCCGCACUGAGACUUGAGCAGCAGCGCCGCAGGCGGGCAGCCAUACGCGCCGCGCGGCGUGCCGCCGCCGCGGCGGCGGGCCAGCCGUACGAGAGCGCGCCACCCUCGCCCGUGCGCCGCGGCGGCGGCGGAGCCGCCGGUGCCGGUGCCGAUGCCAUCCCUGAUGCGUCUGCCGAUGCAGAUAGCGAGGAGACGGCCGUGGUGGCGGGAGAGGCGUCGUCUGCGUCGGCAGCUGCCGGCGGCGGUGCCGCUGCCGGCGGCCCUGGGGAGCUGUCGCUCGCGCCGUCCGGCGGCCUGGCCGGCGGCGCCAGUGGUUUCGGGGACGCGGGCGUCGAGGAGGAGCACGAGGAGGAGCAAGAGGAGGAGGAGGAGGGCCUGGAUGAGGACCCGGCGUUUGUGGUGGCCAGCGGGCGGCUGGCUCAGCUGAUGGGGCUGACCACGGCCCACGGCGGCCUGGGUGGCCACAGCUUGGGGGCGGGCGGCGACGUAGUGGCGGGCAUUGAGCUGGCGCCGCAGAUCGUGAGCCUGGACCGCAACUUCGAGCGAUUGGCGGACUCGGCGGAACGGUUGGUGGAGUGGGCGGACAGCCUCAUGCGGCGCAAGGAGCAGACCGCAACCUUCCCUCAGCUCAAGCAGCGGCUAGACGUGGCUCUGCGCCAACUGGACGCCGCCAAUGCCGAGCUGGUGGCGUUGAGGCCGGCGGCGGAGUCACUGCGGUUCAGUGUGCGCGCCUACGAGACAAAGUACAAAGACAUGGCCGCGCGGGUGGCGUCUGCCACGCAGCGGGCCGGCAGCGCCGAGUCGCGCCUGACCAGUGCGGAGCAGCAGCUGGGCCUGGUGCGGCAGCAGCUGGCGGACACACAGGAGGCGCACAAGCGGCUGGAGGAGCAGUACUGGAAGGCCAAGGAGGUGGCCCUGGAGGCGGAGGUGACCACCGGCGAGCUCAAGGCCGGCCGGGUGCGGGCGCUGGAGGCGGCGGCAAAGGCGCUCAGCUCGGUGGCGGGGCUGGAGCGGGAGGCCAAGGAGAACCGCGACCUUCGCGUGGCCCUGGAGUCGGACCUGGUGGGCUACAAGGCCUGGGUGCGGCACAUGGAGGCUGUGGAGCGGGCACACCGCGAGGUGCUGCGCGAGCUGGCGCAGGCGGCGGCGGGCUGCGAGGAGCGCGACAGGCAGCUGGCGGAGCUGAGGGACAGGACGCUGACACUGGAGCAGCAGCUGCGCUCCAAGUCCGCCGAGGCCACGUCAGCAGACACUCGCGUCAAGGCGCUCACUCGCGAGCUGGCGGAGGAGCGGAAGGCCGCGUCGGCGGCGGCCGCGGCGGCGCGCGCCACUGCUGCGGCACAGCUGGACGCUGCCAUCCGCCAGGCCGGCGGCGCGGAGGAGGCGGCCGCGGCGGCGUCGGAGCGCGCGGCAGAGCUGGAGGGCAGGCUGACGGAGGCGAACCGGCAAGCAGCCGCCGCGAUGGCCGCCGCCGCGUCCGCCGCCGCCGCACUGGAGCCGCUGCGGGCCGAGCGCGACCGCCUGAAGGCGCACGUGGCCGCAUCGGCGCCCCUCCUCUCCGCCAUGGACCGUGCAGCCGGCGCGCUUGGCCGCCGCCUCACGCUACUUGAGGACACGGUGGCCACAACGGCAGCCCAGCAGCAGGGCUCGCUGGAGGCGGCUGUGGAGGGGCUGCUCGGGUGUGUGGAGUCGGCGCUGGACGCGUUCGGCGGCACGGCGAGGGCGGCGGCGGGCGACGCCACCCCCGCGCUGCUGGGUGCGCUGGAGGGGCUGGUCACCCAGCUGCUCGCCACCCUUUCCAAGGGAGGCAAGGAACCGAUGCAAUCCUUGACGGUUCUCAAGGCGCAGCUAGCCCGCGACGACAAGGAGCUGGCAGGCCUGCGCGAGGCCCUGGCAGCCGCGUCAGCAGCCGGCGAGGACGCCGCGCGCAGCGCCGAGGAGCAGCGCCGUGCAGCUGCCAAGGCCGCCGCCGCCGCCAGUGCCGCGUCCGCGGCGGCGCAGCGCGACGGCCGGCGCGCAGUGGAGGCGGAGACGGCGCUUCGUCGUGCGCGCGCCGAGGCGGAGGCGUAUGGGCGCAGCCACGCGGCAGCCAAGGCGGCGGCGGAGGAGGCGAAGAAGGAGAGCGAGCGGCUGCAACGGCGGCUGGAGGUCACGGAAUCGGACCUCAUCGCCGCACGCCGCCAGCAGUCGCUGACCGACUCCGCAGCCGCCGCCUCCGCCGCACAGCGCGCCGAGCUGCAGCGGCGAGUGGAGGAGGUGGAGGCAGCUGCGGCGCGGGACCGGGACGCGGCGCGCGAAGCGCGUGGGCGCGCCGAGGCAGCGGAGCAGGCCGCGUCAGCGGCCGCAGCGCGGGCGGCUGAGCUGGAGGCGCAGGUUGCGGCGGCGUCUCGGGACGUGGAGCGGCUGAGUGCGGAGCGGGCGAGUGCGCUGACGUCACUGGGCGAGGCGCGGGACAAGGCGCUGGGGCUGGAGCAAAGCAUGUUGGAGAUGCAGGCCAAGCACGCCGACAUACUCCGUCACGAUGAGUCCGUGGAGGAGAAGCUGCGCCACGCGCUAUUCGAAGCGGAGGCCUGCCGCAAACGCGCCGCCGAGGCGCAGCGGGAGGCAGCCGAGGCGGCGGUGCGCGCUGAGGCGCUUCAGCAGCAGUGCUGGCAGCUGAGUGUGGCGAUGCAGGCCAAGGCGGGUGAAAAGGAGGAGGCACUGCGGGCGCUGGUGGAGGCAACGCACGCGGUCGAGGCCAAGAAGCAGCAGCAGACAUAGGAGGUCGUGGCAGGCCCCUGGGUCAACCGUGCGAUAUAUUCAUGGUUGUGACGCUGGUGCGCUGCGCGCGCAGUCGACAGGGGAAGACGGGCGACGAGGCAGGUGGAUGUGGGGACGGGAAGGCUGUAGCGCCGCGACCGCGAACACGGGCACACGCCAGCGCUGAGAGCAGGCGCUGCAGUUCAAGGAUUGGCAUGUACGUAUGGUCAGCAUUGCAUCUAACUUGGUAACAACGAUUGAAAGGAAAAGGCAGGCCGGAAUGGCAAGAAUGAGCUAACAAGCUCUGUUAUCGGUGCCAAAACGUUAACGCUAAUGCGGCUUCAGGGCGGGCUGGCUUUUGUAAUGUACGAACUAU
Molecule: messenger RNA, 6848 nt
Organism: Chlamydomonas reinhardtii
Lineage: Eukaryota; Viridiplantae; Chlorophyta; Chlorophyceae; Chlamydomonadales; Chlamydomonadaceae
Exons: 20
Coding region: 83-6493 (2136 amino acids)
Source: RefSeq, a predicted model, not a curated record